UUUUUCCUUCAUCAAUCUCUCUCUCUCUCUUGGCCUGUCGAUUCAAGCUUUCUUUGUUAAUACUAUUCUUUUUCAAGGCUUGCACAUUGCAUUGAUGAACAUGGUGUAAUAAAAUGGACCGGAGGGCACUAACAGAUUUCAUAAAAAUGUGGGAUUAUAUAAGUUUUUGGUAGUUAUUUUAGGGACGAAUUGAUUUUUUGGUGAAAUGCUUCGCAUUUCUAAUAUUAAAACUGAGAAAUUUCUUCUUGUUAAAAAUAUAUCAAGAUUGAACAACUAUAUGUAUGUACUUGUUUGGACUUUAUUGUAUAAUUUUUGUGUUUGGUGUAUACGAGUUAGCUAGCUAGGGAGAUAGAGCUUCCUUGCCAAGAACAGAAAAUGGAGGCAUUUCAAGUGACUCGGAAAUUCUUUUAGGUCACAAGAUUCAAAUCUUUUUGUAAAAAUUUUGAGUCCUCCCCUGCAUGGAGCUUACUCACGAAGAACUAAUCGUAGAGGGAGAGGAAAGAGAUAGAGAAUUCACCUCACAAACACAUAAUCCGGACAACUCAUACAAUUAUUCUGGUGGUGUAAGGCGAAAGGCGUAUAUGUUUGACGGAGAAGGGAAUUAUUUCGACAAGGAAUGGGAUUUAUCAGAGGGAAGAGAUAAAGAAUUUUGUUGGUAUCAUGUUGAACUUCCAAAGUGGAACCAGAAACUCUCACAAUCUGCACGGUAUCUUAUCGAUGUACUCUGUCCACCUCUGAAUCUCCAAGACAUUCUAUCACUAGUUAGCAAUGGACCCUUUUGCGCGCAUGUUAAUGGUGCUCUAGUUUUUCGAGUUAAUUCACCUGGCCCUGCAUCCAGCAACUUUACAUUUAGAAUUGCUGCAAGAGUUACCGAGAAUUUGGUGAUCACUGUGUCAUUAGGUCGCGUUCCAAGAUUGGGGUUUUCCCCAGUAAAGGAGUCUCUUUUGUCAGAGAUUCCUAUUGUGGAUAGUCCAAGUAAUGGUGAACAAAGGGGAAGGGGUAGAACUGUGAUCAGGGAACAUGUUCUCGAUUUUCUGCUGACCAAGAAUCAUUUUGAAGAGGCUGACAAUCCUGUGCCUAAAUCUGUGUCGAAUCUUGUUAUUCACGUUUUAGAUAGGCAUGUGGAUCAUGUUCAAGAUAUUGUGACAAAGCUAGAGAUUGAGUUGGAUUCUGUAGAAUUGGAAUUAGACAAAGGUUGUUUUGCCUUAAAGCAACAAAUGUUGGAGGAUAGAAGAUUUCCAAAGGUGCAUCUUGACUCACAGCGCCUCCUCCAGGUGAUUGCGUAUGGGGAGCAAGUAAUUCCAAGAGUAAAGGAGAAGUGUUGUUCAAAAGAUUGGUUUGCCAGUGAUGACAUCAACACCCUUGAAGAGCUAAUUGGUCAACUCAAGAGUCUAAAGGAAAGUGUUGGGUUUAUAGCGAAUCGUGUCACAGGAAUUCAGGCUGGUCUUGAAAGCUGGCAGGCUGACCAAAUUACUGGAAAACUAUACAAUCUUUCUUUCCUCUCCAUCAUGUUUCUCCCCUUGUCUGUUGUAACUGGAGUUUUUGGGAUGAACGUGGGAGGGGUUCCGUGGACCAAUCAAAACGAGCCUGAGCUGAAGGACGGAUUCCACAAUGUCAUGUUUCUUUGUGUGGCUCUCAUAUUGUUGGUUCUGUUUUGCUUCCUUUUCCCUGAAUUUUAUACUUCUGUAUCGACUUGGAAAAGAAGACGAGACAUGAAAAGAAGUUGCUCUCUCAACCACAAAUCUUCUUUUAGAAGCAGUAGUAGGGAAAGAAAUGAUAAAGAAGGUUACCAACGGCUGUAUUGACUUGAAAAUAGGUGCACUUACUCUACCUGUAGAUGUGUUUCACCAAAAGACAAUAUAACCAGCAAAGGAUUCCUUGGGUGGAGUAGAUUGCCUACAAGCUAAGCUGGGACUAAAGGCAGCCUUAACGAUCUGACAAUGUCGAGCGGAAGGGCCAUAUCUCAAUAGAUUAGAGUCGCUCAGGGGAUAGUUCAUAAUAUUUCUUUGUUAUUUAGAUAAGAGCCAUGAGUUCAUAAUUGAUAUAUGCCAACGGAAUUUAACUUAUUCCUAAAAAAAUGUAUUAAGUGAGGGUUAGCACCAUGA
Messenger RNA from Solanum lycopersicum (tomato), 2105 nucleotides. RefSeq lists its product as uncharacterized. Gene Ontology annotation, biological process: transmembrane transport; metal ion transport. Lineage: Eukaryota; Viridiplantae; Streptophyta; Magnoliopsida; Solanales; Solanaceae. Gene Ontology annotation, cellular component: membrane. The record is from RefSeq and is a predicted model, not a curated record. Gene Ontology annotation, molecular function: metal ion transmembrane transporter activity.